Ailuropoda melanoleuca (giant panda) is the source of this 14838-nucleotide messenger RNA. It is a transcript of the gene HMCN2, whose product is annotated as hemicentin 2. Gene Ontology annotation, biological process: synapse organization; homophilic cell-cell adhesion. Bases 7 to 14349 code for a protein of 4780 amino acids. The transcript is spliced from 90 exons. The record is from RefSeq and is a predicted model, not a curated record. Lineage: Eukaryota; Metazoa; Chordata; Mammalia; Carnivora; Ursidae. Gene Ontology annotation, molecular function: axon guidance receptor activity. Gene Ontology annotation, cellular component: plasma membrane; neuronal cell body; axon.
AGCACGAUGCCCCGGGCGCAGCUCCUGCCUCUGCUGCUGGCGGUCUCCGCGGCGGCGGCUGCGGUCAGCGAGCCCGGGCCGGCGCUGCCCCUUCCCACGGGGGACGCCACCCUGGCCAUCGUCUUCGAUGUCACCGGCUCCAUGUGGGACGACCUGAUGCAGGUGCUCGACGGCGCCUCACGCAUCCUGGAGAGCAGCCUGAGCCGCCGCAGCCAGGCCAUCGCCAACUACGCGCUGGUGCCCUUCCACGACCCAGAUAUUGGCCCAGUGACCCUCACGGCAGACCCAGUGGUGUUUCAGAGAGAGCUGAGAGAACUCUAUGUGCAGACACCUGCCUCCAGUGGGUCAGUUCUAAGCAAGACCACAGGCACCUGCCGGCAUCAGCUUCUCACACUUGCCUCCCAGGUGCUGAAGUGGGUAGAGUCAGCUGUCCAGGCCACCAAGGUGCAUCUGCUGUCCGCAGACCACAAGGAGGAGGGCGAGCACACGUGGAAGAUUCCCUUUGACCCCAGCCUGAAGGAGGUCACCAUCUCCCUGAGCGGUCCAGGACCCCAGAUUGAAGUUCGUGACCCACUGGGGAGGAUCCUACAGAAGGAUGAGGGCCUCAACGUGCUUCUCAACAUCCCGGACUCUGCCAAGGUUGUGGCCUUUAAGCCUGAGCAUCCUGGACUGUGGUCCAUCAAGGUCUACAGCAGUGGUCGCCAUUCAGUGAGGGUCACAGGUGUCAGCAACAUCGACUUCCGAGCCGGCUUCUCCACCCAGCCCUCUCUGGACCUCAGCCACACCAUUGAGUGGCCUCUGCAAGGGGUGCCCAUCUCCCUGGUGAUCAACUCCACGGGCCUGCAGGCGCCCGGCCACCUGGACUCGGUGGAGCUCUCACACAGCUCUGGGCAGUCCCUCCUGACUUUGCCCAUGCGGCCCCUCUCCAACGGAUCCACGCAUCAGCUGUGGGGCGGACCGCCCUUCCACGCCCCCCAGGAGCGCUUCUACCUGAAGGUGAAGGGCAAAGACCACGAGGGGAAUCCCCUGCUCCGUGUCUCUGGAGUUUCCUACAGUGGGGUGGCCCCAGGUGCCCCCCUGGUCAGCAUGCCCCCUAGGAUCCACGGCUACCUGCACCAGCCCCUGCUGGUGUCCUGCUCUGUGCAUAGCACCCUGCCCUUCCGGCUACAGCUGCGACGGAACGGAGCCAGGCUGGGCGAGGAGAGGCACUUUCAGGUGUCGGGAAACAGCAGCUGGGAGAUCCCACGGGCCUCCAAGACCGAGGAAGGGGCGUAUGAGUGCACGGCCGUCAGCAGGGCUGGGACCGGACGAGCAAAGGCCCAGAUUGUUGUCACAGACCCCCCGCCACAGCUAGUCCCUGCCCCCAACAUCACCGUGUCCCUGGGGGAGACCGCCGUCCUGUCCUGCCAGGUCCUGAGUGAUGUCCCCUACAACCUGACGUGGAUUCGGGACUGGCGAGUCCUGUCGGCCUCGACGGGCAGAGUCACCCAGCUGGCUGAUCUGUCCCUGGAGGUCAGCGACAUCAUCCCCAGUGACGGUGGGCGGUACCAGUGCAUGGCCAGCAAUGCCAAUGGCGUCACCAGGGCAUCCAUGUGGCUCCUGGUGCGAGAGGCCCCGCAGGUCAGCAUCCACACCCGGUCCCAGCACUUCUCCCAGGGUAUGGAGGUGAGCGUUAGCUGCUCGGCCUCUGGGUACCCCACACCCCACAUCUCCUGGAGCCGUGAGGGUCAUGCUCUGCGGGAGGACAGCAGAAUCCGUGUGGACGCCCAGGGAACCCUGAUCAUUCAGGGGGUGGCCCCAGAGGAUGCUGGGAAUUACAGCUGCCAGGCUGCGAAUGAGGUUGGCACAGACGAGGAGACGGUCACCCUCUACCACACAGAUCCACCGUCCGUCUCUGCGGUAAAGGCGGUGGUGCUAGCCGCCAUCGGCAACGAGGCCGUGCUGGUGUGCGAUGUGUCUGGGGUGCCCCCACCCCGGGUCGUCUGGUAUCGAGGGGGUCUUGAAAUGAUUCUGGCCCCUGAGGGCUCCAGCUCCGGGACACUGCGGAUCCCAGCAGCUCAGGAGAGGGAUGCUGGCGUCUACACCUGCCGAGCUGUCAAUGAGAUAGGUGAUGCCUCUGCAGAGAUCCGGCUGGAGGUUGGACAUGCGCCCCAGCUGAUGGAGCUGCCCCGGGACGUCACUGUGGAGCUGGGGAGUAGUGCCCUCCUGGCGUGCCGGGCCAUGGGCCGCCCUCCCCCGAUGGUCACCUGGCGCCGUGGAGAUGGCCAGCCACUGGGCCCUGGGCGGGGCAGCAGGACUAGGCAGCCCGAUUCGGGAGUGCUGUUCUUUGAAAGUGUGGUCCCCGAAGACCAGGCCCUGUAUGUCUGUGAAGCUCAAAAUGUGUUUGGGAAGGUCCGGGCAGAGGCCCGGCUCGUCGUGACCGGACACGUCCCGCCGCAGAUCGCCAGCAGCGCCUCCACUGUCCGGGUGCUGGAGAGGCAGCCGGUGUCCCUGCCCUGCAUCAUCCUGGCUGGGAGACCCUUCCCGGAGAGGCGCUGGCUCAAGGCCGGCCUGCCCCUCCCAGCUGGCAGCCGGCAUUCUGUCCGAGCAGAUGGCAGCCUCCACCUUGACCGGGCGCUGCAGGAGGACGCAGGGAAGUAUAGCUGUGUGGUCACCAACACGGCCGGCUCUCAGCACAGGGCUGUGGAGCUGGUUGUCCAGGUGCCACCUAGGAUCCAGCCCACUGCCACCCACCAUGUCACCAACGAAGGGGUUCCGGUCUCUCUCCCCUGUGUGGCCUCCGGGGUCCCCACCCCCACCAUCACUUGGACCAAGGAAACCAAUGUCCUGACCUCCAGGGGUCCCCACUACAAUGUGAGCAAGGAUGGCACCCUGGUCAUCACCCGGCCAUCACCCCAGGAUGCCGGGACCUAUGUCUGCACGGCCACCAAUGCUGUGGGCUUCUCAAGCCAGGAGAUGAGGCUCUCUGUCAAUACUGAGCCCAGGAUCCAUGUGAACGGCUCACAUGAUGCGGACGAGCCUCUGAGAGUCACGGCCAAGGCUGGUGACGAGGUGACCCUGGACUGCGAGGCCCAGGGCUCCCCAGCCCCAUUGGUCACCUGGACCAAGGACUUCCGCCCUGUGCCAUCCGUCACCGACAGGCAUCGCCUCCUCCCAUCAGGCUCCCUGCGUCUGGCCCAGGCCCAGGUGGGUGACAGUGGUCUCUACAGAUGCAUAGCCAGUAACCCUGCAGGGUCCGCCUCUCAGCACUACGUCCUCCAGGUACAAGUGCCCCCUCAGGUACAGCCGGGCCCGCGGGUCCUGAAGGUGCUGGCAGGAGAGAUUCUGGACCUGAACUGUGUGGCCGAGGGCACCCCGGAGCCCCAGCUGAACUGGUCCAAGGACGGGGCGGCCCUGCAGGGUGGGGGGCCCGAGGGCUCUGUCCAUUUCUCCGCCAUCCAAACCUCUGACGCCGGGCUGUACCGCUGCGAGGCCUCCAACAGCGCCGGCAUGGAUGCCUGGGAGCUGGAGCUCCGGGUGCUGGAGCCGCCGCACUGGGAGGCCGAUGAGACCAGCGGCCUGCUGGAGAGAGUGGUGGGAGAGAACGCCAGCCUGCCGUGCCCAGCCAGAGGGACGCCCAAGCCACAGGUCACGUGGCGGAAGGGCCCAUCCUCAGAGCCCCUGCGUGGCCGGCCGGGCCUGGAGGUGCUGGAUGAUGGCUCCCUGUUCCUGGCCUCAGUUUCUGCCUCUGACAGCGGAGACUAUGAGUGCCAGGCCUCCAAUGAGGCAGGCUCCACGUCCAGGAGAGCCAAGCUGGUGGUCUACGUGCCCCCUAGCAUCCGGGAAGACGGGCGCAGGGCCAACCUGUCAGGCAUGGCCGGGCAGUCCCUGACUUUGGAGUGUGACGCGAAUGGCUUUCCAGCCCCUGAGAUUGUGUGGUUCAAAGAUGGGCAGCCGAUCCCCGAGACAGGCCGUCACCGACUCCUGGACAAGCCCUGGGCCCUCCACUUUCCCAGGAUCCAGGAGGGCGAUUCUGGCCUCUAUUCCUGCCGGGCGGAGAACCAGGCUGGGACUGCCCAGAGGGACUUUGAUCUCCUCGUGCUCAUCCCUCCUUCCGUGAUGGGAGCCGGGGCUGCCCAGGAGGUGCUGGGUCUGGCUGGUGCAAAGGUGGAGCUGGAGUGCUGGACCUCGGGGGUCCCCGCGCCCCAGGUGGAAUGGACCAAGGAUGGGCAGCCCGUCCUCCCAGGAGACCCUCGCGUCCAGCUCCAGGAAGAUGGCCAGGUUCUCAGAAUCACCAGCAGUCACCUGGGGGACGAGGGACGGUACCAGUGUGUGGCCUUCAGCCCUGCCGGCCAGCAGACCAAGGACUUCCAGCUCAGAAUGCAGGCGCCUCCCACCAUCUGGGGCUCCAACGAGACGAAUGAGGUGGCCGUCAUGGAGGGCCGCCCGGUGCGGUUCUUGUGUGAGGCCCGAGGAGUGCCUGCUCCUGACAUCACGUGGUUCAAGGACGGGGCCUCCCUCCCACACAGCACUGAAGCUGUCUACACCAGGGGAGGCCGGCAGCUGCAGCUGGGGAGGGCCCGGGGCGUGGAUGCCGGCACCUACACCUGCCAGGCCAGCAACCCCGUGGGGGUCACAGAGAAGAGCACCCGGCUGGAGGUUUAUGUCCCGCCCACCAUCGAGGGUGCUGGAGGAGGGCCUCAUGUGGUGAAGGCUGUGGCUGGGAGGCCCUUGGCUCUGGAGUGUGUGGCCAGAGGCCACCCACUCCCCACCCUCUCCUGGCACCACGAGGGGCUGCCUGUGGCAGAGAGCAACGAGACGUGGCUGGAAGCAGGAGGCAGAGUGCUGAGCCUGGAGAGCCUGGGGGAGGCAUCCGGAGGCCCAUACAGCUGCGUGGCCAGCAGCCCCGCUGGGGAGGCCGUGCUACAGUACUCCGUGGAAGUGCAGGUGCCCCCACAGCUCCUGGUGGCUGAAGGCUCAGGCCAGGUGACCGCCCUCGUGGGACAGCCCCUGGAACUUCCCUGCCAGGCCUCCGGCUCCCCCGUGCCUACUCUCCAAUGGCUGCAGAAUGGCCGCCCAGCCGAGGAGCUGGCUGGGGUGCAGGUGGCCUCACGGGGGGCCACGCUGCGCAUCAGCCACGUGGAACUGGACCACGCGGGCCUCUUCGCCUGCCAGGCCACCAACGAGGCGGGCACCACUGGGGCUGAGGUGGAGCUGUCCGUGCAUGAGCUCCCACAGGUGGCCAUCGUUGGGGGCGACAAUAUCACAGUCCCUUUCCUGCAGCCUGUGACCCUCCAAUGUGUGGCGACUGGGGUACCCACCCCAAGUCUCCGCUGGUGGAAGGAUGGGGUGGCCCUGGCAGCCUUGCGGGGGAAACUGCAGAUCGAGAAGGUGGACCUGAGGGAUGAAGGUGUCUACACUUGCGCUGCCACUAGCCUGGCUGGCGAGAGCAAAAGGGACGUGGCUCUCAAGGUGUUGGUGCCCCCCAACAUUGAGCCGGGCCCGCUGAACAAGGCAGUGCUGGAAAAUGCCUCAGUAACCUUGGAGUGUCUGGCUUCGGGCGUUCCCCCUCCUGAUAUCUCCUGGUUCAAGGGCCGCCAGCCUGUCUCUGCCCGGAAGGGAGUGACGGUGUCAGCUGACGGGAGAGUUAUCCGCAUUGAGCGGGCACGAUUUUCUGAUGCCGGGAGCUACCGCUGCGUGGCGUCCAAUGUGGCAGGCAGCACAGAGCUGCAGUAUGGGCUGCGGGUCAAUGUUCCUCCACGCAUCACAUUGCCGCCCAGCCUGCCAGGCCCUGUACUGCUCAACGCUCCGGUCCGGCUGACCUGUAAUGCCACUGGAGCCCCCAGCCCCACGCUGAUGUGGCUGAAGGAUGGAAACCCCGUGUCCACUGGAGGGGCCUCGGGCCUCCAGGUCUUCCCCGGGGGCCGGGUCCUCACCCUGGCCAGUGCCCGGGCCUCGGACUCGGGCAGCUACUCCUGCGUGGCCGUGAGUGCGGUGGGCGAGGACCGCCGGGACGUCGUGCUCUAUGUCCACACGCCCCCAAGCAUCCUCGGGGAAGAGCUGAAUGUGUCCGUCGUGGCCAAUGAGUCUGUGGCCCUGGAGUGCCGGAGCCAAGCUGUGCCCGCUCCCGUGCUGAGCUGGAGGAAGGACGGCCGCCCCCUGGAGCCGAGGCCCGGCAUCCACCUCUCCCCAGACAAGGCCUUGUUGGAGGUGAGCAGAGCGGAAGUGGGGGAUGCAGGCCGCUAUACCUGUGAGGCGCUGAACCAGGCGGGCCGCUCGGAGAAGCACUACAACCUAAAUGUCUGGGUGCCUCCUGUGUUCCCCUCAAGGGAACCCCGCACCCUGACUGUGACCGAGGGGCAACCUGCGAGGCUAUCCUGUGAAUGCCGAGGCAUCCCCUUCCCCAAGAUCUUCUGGAGGAAGGAUGGUGAGCCCUUGCCAGGGGAGGGGAACAGCCUGGAGCGGGUGUCAGCUGUGGGGCGGCUGCUGUACCUGGGACAGGCCCAGCUGGCCCAGGACGGCACAUACACCUGUGAGUGCAGCAACGUGGCGGGAAAUAGCAGCCAGGACCAGCUGCUGGAGGUGCAUGUUCCCCCUCAGAUCGCUGGCCCCCGGGAGCCCCAUACACAGGUCUCCGUGGUCCAGGAUGGGGAGGCCACUCUGCAGUGCAAUGUCACAGGGAAGCCCCCGCCCAGGGUGACGUGGGAGCGGGACGGCCAGCCGCUGAGGCCCGAGCCUGGCUUACGGCUGCAGAACCAGGGUCAGAGGCUGCACGUGGAGCGGGCUCAGGCUGCCCACAGCGGACACUACAGCUGCGUGGCCGAGAACGUGGCCGGAAGGGCUGAGAGGAGGUUUGCGCUCUCCGUGCUGGUGCCCCCACAGCUCAUCGGAGACUUGGAUCCGCUGACCAACGUCUCUGCUGCCUUGCACAGCCCCUUGACGCUGCUCUGUGAAGCCACAGGUGUCCCACCCCCAGCGGUCCGCUGGUUCCGAGGGGAGGAGCCCAUCAGCCCCGGGGAGGACACCUACCUCUUGGCAGGUGGCUGGAUGCUGAGGAUGACCCGGGCACAAGAGCAAGACAGAGGUUUCUACUCGUGCCUGGCAAGCAACGAAGCUGGAGAGGUUCGGAGGAACUUUAACGUCGAAGUCCUGGUUCCUCCCAGGAUUGAGAACGAGGACCGGGAGGAGUCAGUCAAGGUCCCCGAGGGGCAGACAGCUCACCUGACAUGCAACGCCACAGGCCACCCACAGCCCAAGGUCACGUGGUUCAAAGAUGGCCGGCCCCUGGCUGGUGGAGACGCCCACCACAUUUCUCCAGACGGAGCCCUCCUGCAGGUGCUCCAGGCCAACCUGUCUAGCUCUGGCCACUACUCCUGCAUUGCAGCCAAUGCUGUGGGCGAGAAGACCAGACACUUCCAGCUUAGUGUCCUGGUGGUCCCCACCAUCUUGGGAGUGACCGAGGACAGUGCGGACGAAGAGGUGACGGUGACCAUCAGCAACCCCAUUUCUCUGAUCUGCGAGGCACUGGCCUUCCCCUCCCCCACCAUCACCUGGAUGAAGGAUGGUGCCCCGUUUGAGGCCUCAAACAACAUCCAGCUCCUCCCAGGCACCCAUGGGCUGCAGAUCCUGAAUGCCCAGAAGGAAGAUGCGGGCCAGUAUACCUGUGUGGUCACCAAUGAACUCGGGGAGGCCAUGAAGAACUACCACGUGGAAGUGCUCAUCCCCCCUUCCAUCUCCAAAGAUGACGCCUUGGGGGAGGCCAAUGUGAAGGAAGUGAAGACCAAGGUCAACAGUACCUUGACCCUGGAGUGUGAGAGCUGGGCCGUGCCCCCACCCACCAUCAGCUGGUACAAGGACGGACGGUNCAACGUGGCCGGCGAGGAUGACCAGGACUUCAGUGUGCUCAUCCAGGUGCCCCCCAUGUUCCAGAAGGUGGGCGAUGCCAGUGCAGCCUUCGAGGUCCUGUCCCGGGAAGAAGAGGCCCGGGGUGGGGUGACGGAAUACCGGGAGAUUGUGGAGAACAACCCUGCCUACCUGUACUGUGACACCAAUGCCAUCCCACCCCCGGAGCUCACCUGGUACAGGGACGACCAGCCCCUCUCGGCCGCAGACGGGGUGUCUGUUCUGCAAGGAGGUCGGGUCCUGCAGAUCCCCCUGGUGCGUGAGGAGGACGCUGGGAGGUACUCAUGCAAGGCCUUCAACGAGGUGGGCGAGGACUGGCUGCACUACCAGCUGCUUGUGCUGACCCCACCUGUGAUCCUGGGCCACACGGAGGAGCUGGUGGAGGAGGUAACCGUCAACGCCAGCAGCACCGUCAGCCUGCACUGCCCGGCCCUGGGCAACCCCGUGCCCACCAUCGCAUGGCUCCAGAACGGGCUGCCUCUCUCCCCGAGCCCACGGCUGCAGGUCCUGGAGGACGGGCAAGUCUUGCAGGUCUCCACGGCGGAGGUGGCCGAUGCCGCCAGCUACAUGUGUGUGGCCGAGAACCCCGCAGGCUCCUCAGAGAAGCUCUUCACCCUCAGGGUACAAGCCCCCCCACGAAUCACAGGUCCGAACUUGGAGCAGGUCACUGCCAUCAUCAACAGCAGCAUCUCCCUGUCCUGUGACGUCCAUGCUCACCCGAGCCCUGAGGUCACGUGGUACCGGAACAGCCAGGCCCUCUCCCUGGGGAAAGAGGUCUUCCUCCUGCCUGGCACCCACACACUGCAGCUGGCCCGGGCACAGCCGUCAGACUCCGGGAUGUACGCGUGUGAGGCCCUCAACGCCGCCGGCCGAGACCAGAAGCUGGUGCAGCUUAGCGUGCUGGUUCCCCCCACCUUCAGGCAGCCUCCCAGCGGCCCCCAAGAUGCGAUCGUGGUCCGCGCCGGGGACAGAGUAGUCCUGAGCUGUGAGACCGACUCACUCCCUGAGCCGACCGUGACCUGGCACAAGGACGGGCAGCCCCUGGGCCUGGCACAGCGCACCCAGACUCUGCUGGGGGGGCAGAGGCUGGAGAUCCGUGACACCCAGGUGUUGGAUAAAGGUUUAUAUAGCUGUAAAGUCAGCAAUACCGCUGGGGAAGCCAUGCGGACAUUUGUCCUCACUGUCCAGGUGCCCCCAACGUUUGAGAACCCCAAGAUGGAGAAAGUGAGCCAGGUGGCUGGGAGUCCCCUGGUCCUGAGCUGUGACGUGACCGGUGUCCCCGCACCCUCUGUGAGCUGGCUGAAGGACAGAAUGCCCGUUGAGAGCAGCGUGGUGCACGGCGUGGUCUCCCGCGGGGGCCGCCUCCAGCUGAGUCGCCUGCAGCCCGCCCAGGCUGGCACCUACACGUGCGUGGCUGAGAACGCCCAGGCCGAGGCCCGCAAGGACUUCAUGGUGGCCGUGCUCGUGGCCCCCCAGAUCCGGAGCUUGGGUGCCGCCCAGGAGCACAGUGUCCUGGAGGGGCAGGAGGUGAGGCUGGACUGCGAGGCGGAUGGGCAGCCACCGCCCGACGUGACCUGGCUGAAAGACGGUGGCCCGCUGGACCAGGGCGUGGGCCCCCACCUCCGUUUCUACCUGGACGGCGGCACCCUGGUGCUGAAGGGCCUGAAAGCCGAGGACUCGGGCGCCUACACCUGCGUGGCCCACAACGCGGCCGGGGAGGACGCCAGGCUGCACACAGUGAGCGUGCUGGUCCCUCCCACCAUCGAGCAGUGGGCAGAGAGCUCAGGGACCCUGGUGAGCAGGCCCGGGGAGCUGGUGACCAUGGCCUGCCCCGUCCAGGGCUCUGCGCCCAUCCGCGUGAGCUGGCUCAAGGACGGCCUGCCCCUCCCGCUUUCGCAGCGCACUCGCCUCCACAGCUCCGGCCGCACCCUCAGGAUUUCCCAGGUGCAGCUGGCAGAUUCUGGUGUCUUCACCUGUGUGGCUGCAAGCCCAGCUGGCGUGACGGACAGGAACUUCACCUUGCAGGUGCACGUGCCCCCUGUCCUGGAGCCAGUGGAGUUCCAGAAUGACGUGGCGGUGGUCCGUGGCUCCUCGGUGGUCCUCCCCUGCGAAGCCCGGGGAAGCCCCCUGCCCCUAGUGUCGUGGAUGAAGGAUGGGGAGCCCUUGUUGCCCCAGAGCCUGGAACAAGGGCCCAGCCUGCAGCUGGAGAGAGCAGGAGCUGCUGACUCGGGGACCUACUCCUGCGUGGCCGUGAGCGAGGCGGGGGAAGCCAGGAGGCAUUUCCAGCUGACAGUGAUGGAUCCCCCCCACAUCGAGGACUCAGGCCAGACUGCAGAGCUGUUGCUGCCCGCCGGCUCCCCCAUGGAGCUCCGCUGUGAUGCCCGGGGCACCCCCCCGCCCAACAUCACCUGGCAUAAGGACGGGCUGGCCCUGAGCAGGCCUGAGGACAGCAACAGGGUGCUGCGGAUGGAGGGUGUUCAGGUGGGCGAUGCUGGGCUGUACACUUGCCUGGCCCAGAGCCCUGCUGGCGAAGUCGAGAAGAGCUUCCGGGUCAGGGUUCAAGGCCCCCCACACAUUAUUGGGCCCCGAGGCCCCCGCUCUGUGGUCGGCCUGGCUCCGGGGCAGCUCAUUCUGGAGUGCUCGGUGGAGGCGGAGCCAGCACCCAAGAUUGAAUGGCACCGGGAUGGCAUCCUGCUGCAGGCGGACGCCCACACCCAGUUCCCGGAGCAGGGCAGGUUCCUCCAGCUGCAGGCCCUGAGCAAGGCCGAUGGGGGCGACUACCGCUGCACGGCCCACAACGCCGCGGGCAGCACCAGCGUGGCCUUCCAUGUGGAGAUCCACACGGUGCCCACCAUCCAGCCAGGACCAGCCGUAGUGAAUGCCUCCGUGAACCAGACGGCCCUGCUGCCCUGCCAGGUGGACGGCGCCCCCCCUCCCCUCGUGAGCUGGAGGAAGGACGGAGCCCCCCUGGAUCCUGACAGCCCCAGGCUGCAGGUUCUGCCCGAGGGUUCCCUGAGGAUCCAGCCAGUCCUCGCCCAGGACGCCGGCCACUACCUCUGCCUGGCAUCCAAUUCGGCAGGCUCUGAUCGGCAAGGCCGCGAUCUCCAGGUCUUUGAGCCUCCAGCCAUCACCCCUGGCCCCUCCAACUUGACCCUGACGGCCCGCACCCCUACCUCACUGCCCUGCGAAGCCAGCGGCUCCCCCAAGCCCCGGGUGGUCUGGCGGAAGGAUGGACAGAAGCUGGAUUUCCGUCUGCAGCAGGGUGCUUACCGGCUCCUGCCCUCCAACGCCCUGCUCCUGGCAGCUCCCGGCCCCCAGGACUCAGCCCAGUUUGAGUGCGUGGUGAGCAAUGAGGUGGGCGAGGCCCGCAGGCUCUACCAGCUGACCAUCCACGUGCCUCCCACCAUUGCCGACGACCAGACAGACUUCACUGUGACCAGGCUGGCACCCGGGGUCCUCACGUGCCACAGCACGGGUGUCCCGGCCCCAGUCGUGUCCUGGAGCAAGGCAGGCACCCAGCUGGGGAUGCGGGGGAACGGCUACCGUGUCUUGCCUUCGGGUGCCCUGGAGCUCGGGCAGGCCCUCCCCAUCCACAGUGGCCGCUACACCUGCACGGCCCGCAAUUCUGCAGGUGUGGCCCACAAGCACAUGGUCCUUACUGUGCAAGCCCCUCCUGUGGUGAAGCCUCUGCCCAGUGUGGUCCGGGCACUGGUGGCAAAGGAGGUGCUGCUGCCUUGCGAGGCUUCAGGCAUUCCCCGGCCAAGCAUCACCUGGCAGAAGGAGGGGCUCAGCAUCCCCGCCGGAGCGAGUACCCAGGUCCUACCCACCGGACAGCUGCGGAUUAUCCAUGUCAGCCCAGAGGAUGCUGGGAACUAUUUUUGCCUUGCCCAGAACAGCGCGGGCAGCGCUGUGGGGAAAACACGGCUGGUGGUGCAAGUCCCUCCCGUGAUCGAGACUGGCCUCCCUGACCUGUCCACCACCGAAGGCUCCCACGCCCUCUUGCCCUGCUCUGCCAGUGGCAGUCCUGAGCCCAGCAUCGCCUGGGAAAAAGAUGGCCAGCCCGUGUCCGGAGCCGAGGGGAAGUUCACCCUCCAGCCUUCUGGGGAGCUGCUGGUGAAGAACCUGGAGAGCCAGGACGCGGGGACCUACACCUGCGUGGCCGAGAAUGCCGUGGGCCGCGCCCGCCGCCGCGUACACCUCAGCAUCCUGGCCCUGCCCGUCUUCACCACCCUGCCUGGGGACCGAAGCCUGCGCCUCGGGGACAGGCUGUGGCUUCGCUGUGCGGCCCGGGGCAGCCCUACCCCCCGCAUUGGCUGGACCAUCAACGACCGGCCAGUGACGGAGGGGGUGUCUGAGCAGGAUGGGGGCAGCACACUGCAGCGGGUGGCCGUCACCAGAGAGGACAGCGGGACCUACGUCUGCUGGGCCGAGAACAGAGUGGGUCGCGUGCAGGCUGUCAGCUUUGUCCACGUGAAGGAAGCCCCUGUGUUGCAAGGGGAGGCCUUCUCCUACCUGGUCGAGCCUGUGGGGAGCAGUGUCCAGCUGGACUGUGUGGUCCAUGGCGCCCCGGCCCCCGACAUCCGCUGGAUCAAAGAUGGCCUCCCACUCCGGGGCAGCCGGCUCCGGUAUCGGCUACAGAAUGGCUCGCUGACCAUCCGCAGGACGGAGAUAGACGACGCCGGCCAGUACCAGUGCCUCGCGGAGAAUGAGAUGGGUGCGGUGGAGAAAGUGGUGCUCCUCGUACUGCAGAGUGCCCCAGUGUUCUGGGUGGAGCCCCAGGACGUGACCGUGAGAUCCGGGGAGGACGUGGCCCUGCAGUGCCAGGCCUCGGGAGAGCCCGUGCCCACGGUGGAGUGGCUGCGAGCGGGCGAGCCCUUGCGGGCCAGUCGGCGGCUCCGGACCCUGCCUGACGGGAGCCUGUGGCUGCAGCAAGUGGAGGCCGGGGACGCGGGCACGUACGAGUGCGUCGCUCAGAACCUCCUGGGCUCUGCCACGGCCCGGGCAGUCCUGGCCGUGAGAGGGGAGCCCCGCGGGAGCCGGGGCAGCAUGUCUGGGGUGAUCAAUGGCCGGGAAUUUAGCAGGGCCACCCUCAACACCAGCGUGCAACAGGAGGCACGCUCUGGGGUCACCACCAUCCAGAGCAGCAUCAGCCAUAUCCCUGCGAGUGUGGGGCCUCUGAUGCGGGUCCUCGUGGUCACCAUCGCCCCCAUCUACUGGGCCCUGGCUGGAGAGAGUGGGGACGCCUUGAACGGCCACUCUCUGACGGCUGGCAGCUUCCUGCAGAAGUCGCACGUGGAGUUUGCCACAGGCGAGCUGCUCACGAUGACCCAGGAGGCCCGGGGCCUGGAUCCCGAGGGUCUCCUGCUCCUCGAUGUGGUGGUCAGUGGCGGCGUCCCCGAGAGCCUGGCUGACGCAGAUCUUCAAGUGCAGGACUUCGAGGAGCGCUAUGUACAGAUGGGGCCGGGCCAUCUCUUUGUGGGCUCCACACAGCACUUCCUGCAGGACAGCCUCCCCACGUUCCUGCGCUGUAACCACAGCAUUCAGUACAGCGCGGCCCAGGGCCUCCAACCCCAGCUGGUGCAGCACUUGCAGGCCUCGGCUAUCAGCUCGGCCUUCGACCCCGAGGCCGAGGCCCUGCAUUUCCAGCUUACCACAGCCCUGCGAGCUGGUGAGGCCCCCGUCCUUUGUCUCCACUCCCCACUGCCCCAGCUAGACACCUACCAGGGGCCCCCGAUGCACAUGGCUGAAAGCCAAGGGGACGCCCCCCCCUCCUGCACACACGGACCAUGGACCAGAAACUUGGGACGGGGACAGCUCACCUCCUUGUCCACUCACCUCCAGCAUGUCCUUGCUCCCGUCCAACCGUCCACACCCCCAGGCGGGACACAGCUCUUCAGGCCACUCUUGUUCAAACCCUCCAGCGGCUUUUCCCCGGCCCCAUGGGCCCCUGCAGCAGAGGCCCCACCCAGGCCGCCGGGAGCCCCAGCUGGAACCCCUGGACGCCCACAUGAGCAUGCUGUCUGUACCCAACCAGGGGACGCUGAAGAUACACCUGGGCCGGUUUGCACCGCCGGAGGGCGCUCUGCCCCCCACCCGAGUCGGUGCGUGUGUCCCGCCCGCAGGACGUGUUUCCGGCGCUGCUCGCAGGACUGCAGCGCGGGCGGCCCGUCCACGCUGCAGUACAAGUUGCUGCCGCUGCCUUUCGGCGUGCGCGCCCACCACGACGUGGCCCGUGUCGCCGCCUUCUCGGAGGCUGGCGUCCCCGCCAACCGCACCGAGCUCAGCGUGCUCGAGCCCGACCCGCGCAGCCCGUUCGCACUGCGCCCGCUGCGCGCCGGCUACGGCGCGGUCUACACCCGCCGCGCGCUCACUCGCGCUGGCCUCUACCGACUGACCGUGCGCGCCGCCGCACCGCGCCACCAGAGCGUUUUCGUCCUGCUCAUCGCCGUGUCCCCUUAUCCCUACUGACGGGCGUGGUCACUGGCAGCAGCUUUUGGGUCGGUGACCCCCGGGGAUGGCGGACAGGGAGGAGCGGGCCCAGCCCCCACCGCCCGGGUCCCUUGCCCUUGCCACCGACUGUGGCAAGCGACGUCAUCUCCCACCCCUGUGCGUCAUGGAGCCCUUCAGCAAACAAACAGGACCUUGCGUGCAACCUUGACUCCGGGACAGCGAGGACCGGAGCUCCCCCCAGCCCCCGUGGAGGUGGAGCUCGGCAGGCGAGAGUGUGAGGCUGCCCUUAGGUGGGGAAGCCAGCGGGCAGGGCUAGAGGGAAGCCUGCUUGUCUGGCUCCUCCAAGGCUUGUCCCAAGCCCCAGGGAGACCUGGCUGGGACACUGCACACCAGGAGGCCCGAGGGGGGACAGACCCCAGGAGGACGGCAGCAGCUAUCCUCCGCCCAUGGCUGGCCCUAGCACCCUGAACCCCACAUGUGUAUGUAUAAUAUAAAAACUUUUUUUUU